Messenger RNA from Leptomonas pyrrhocoris, 1059 nucleotides. RefSeq lists its product as hypothetical. The record is from RefSeq and is a predicted model, not a curated record. NCBI's taxonomy places the organism in Eukaryota, Euglenozoa, Kinetoplastea, Trypanosomatida, Trypanosomatidae. The transcript has a single exon. The coding region runs from base 343 to 1059 and encodes 238 amino acids.
AGGCUGCAGAAGCUGCGACCUCGUCUGCUCACAGUAUCGGGGGAGAGAGAGAGUAAUGUGGUGGACUUCUCAAGACGUUGCUCGCCAAUAGUAAUAUAUAUAUAGACACACCCAAUUCGCUUUUGUGAUUCUCUCCCCAUCGCUGCAUUGGUGGAGUCACACGAACCCUUUUUUUUUGGUUCUUCUCCUAUAGUGCUCCUCUUUGGAUUGGAAGAUUCACCAGUGGCACCUGCAGCCUUUAUAAACCGCGUACGCCACUGCUGCUUUGGACCGUGGGGGAAAAAACGGUUACAACCACAAAUAUAUACGCCACUCGUUGUUUCCACUGAACAGUACGGCGUGAUGGGGUUGGGCAUCGGCUGCCUGUACGCGUGUGCGCCCUUCACGCUCAUCGCCUCCAUCCUCCUCUUCAUGAUGGCGGUCAUGCUGCGCGACGGCAACUGGACGUUUGAGGUGCUCGCCGCCAAGCACGGCUGGGACCGCAGUGCGAAGUCAAAAGCCUGUCGCAAUGGCGGUAUCAUCUACAUCUGCAUCUCCGCCGUGCUGUGGUGCUUCGUGCUGUUGGACUCCUUUCUCAUUCAGCUAGAGAAACUCCCCUCUGUUGUAUCCACAUUGUGGCGGCAGCGACGGCUGCCCAGCUGGCGUGAACUACGGCACAGCUCUCGAAAGCGGAGUGCAAAAAGUGCGCAUCCUGCCGCCGAUGUUGUCGUGGCCUCGCUUAGUCCUCACCCUCCGGCGCAGUCCACACAGACCCUCACCCCAUCACCACCGCAGCAGAAACAGAAUCAAACAGAUGCCCAGCAGUACGCCCUCCCUCCCGCCACCGCGUCUGCCAUCACUGCUCUUUCCACUUCUCCGUCCUUACCAGUUAGCGCCGCACGAGAGAGCCUCGCCGCCGCCCCGCCGUACGUCUCGAGUCCGUUAACCGCACAGGUGUACGAAGGCUCGCGCGGGGGGACGACGAUGUCGCCUGCCGAACACGCACGGCGUGCUGUAUCGCCGAGUGAGAACACCUCCGCGACGGCGAGUGUGCGAGAAGCUGACCACCUGCUUGGCUGA